GCCUGAUGGGACGGAUCCAAGAUGGCGGCGGGGCGGGCUGGGAGCGUCCGCGGCCCCCUGCAGCUUCUCCCUCAUUCAUUGCGGCAGUGACCGCCGAGGCGGCCUGAGCGCCGGGAGAGCGGGAGAGAGCGAGAGUCGGACCCGCCGGAAGGGAGCGAGACGCCGCCGGGCCUCUGUGAGAGGGCGGGGAGGAGUGUCGGGUCGGUGCCGCCGGCGCGGGCGGAGCGGACAUGGCCACCAUGGAGAAGCUGACGAAGGCCUUCGAGUCGCUGCGCUCCUUCCAGCAGCAGCAGAGUCCCGCUGCCAUCCCCGAGGAGCCGUUCCAGAGACCAAAGAAAGAACUUUCAACUAGCAAGAAAGAUCGAGUGAAUCAUUGCCUAACAAUAUGUGAAAGCAUAGUGGCUCAGUCUUUAAGAAAUUCUCCAGAAUUUCAGAAACUGCUGGGAAUUGCUAUGGAACUCUUUCUCCUCUGCAGUGAGGAUGCAGAAUCUGAUGUCAGAAUGGUUGCUGAUGAAUGCCUUAAUAAAGUUAUUAAAGCUUUGAUGGAUUCCAAUCUUCCUAGGUUACAGUUAGAACUGUAUAAAGAGAUUAAAAAGAAUGGUGCUUCCAGAAGUCUACGUGCAGCACUCUGGAGAUUUGCUGAGCUUGCCCAUCUCGUUCGGCCUCAAAAGUGCAGGCCAUACCUGGUGAACCUCUUGCCCUGUCUAACACGAAUAAGUAAGAGACCUGAAGAAUCGGUACAGGAGACACUGGCUGCAGCAAUACCAAAAAUCAUGGCAGCAUUUGGCAAUUUUGCAAAUGACAAUGAGAUUAAGGCUUUAUUGAAGGCUUUCAUAGCUAAUCUAAAGUCCAGCUCCCCUACUAUCCGUCGAACAGCAGCAGGAUCAGCAGUAAGCAUCUGCCAACAUUCACGAAGAACGCAGUAUUUCUAUGCCUGGUUAUUGAAUGUACUUUUAGGUUUAUUGGUUCCUGUAGAAGAUGAUCAUCCCACUCUUUUAAUUUUGGGUGUUUUACUUACACUGAGGUAUCUCAUACCUUUAUUGCAACAACAAGUAAAGGAUACCAUCCUGAAAGGUAGCUUUGGUGUAACAAGAAAAGAAACAGAGAUCUCGCCUUCACCAGAACAGCUUAUACAGGUUUAUGAAUUGACUCUGCAUUACACCCAGCAUCAGGAUCAUAAUGUUGUGACCGGAGCCUUAGAAUUAUUACAGCAGCUCUUUAGAACACCACCACCUGAACUUCUCCAUGCCCUGACCACUUCAGGGGGCAUUGCACAGGUCAGUGUAUCCAAAGACGAAUCUGCCAGCAGGAGCCGCAGUGGGAGCAUAGUUGAACUUAUAGCUGGAGGGGGGUCUUCAUGCAGCCCUGCUCUUGCAAGAAAGCACAAAGGUAAAAUACUUCUUGGUGAAGAAGAAGGUCUGGAGGAUGAUCCUGAAACCCGAUCAGAUGUCAGCUCUGCAUCAUUUGCAGCUUCUAUGAAGGGUGAGAUAACCAGUGAACAAGCUACUUCAUCAGGUGUAUCUCCAGCUGGGUCAGUUGGGAGUUCAGCCACUGAUUCUACUGGCCAUGAUAUCAUCACAGAGCAGCCACGUUCCCAGCACACAUUGCAGUCAGACUCUGUGGACCUGACAAGCUGUGAUUUGACAAGUACAGCUACUGAAGGGGAAGAGGAGGAUGUGCUUAGUCGGAGCUCCAGCCAGAUCAGUACUGUCCAGUCAGAUCCUACUAUGGACUUGAAUGAUGGUACACAGGCUUCCUCACCAAUUAGUGAUAGCUCUCAGACUACUACUGAAGGUCCAGACUCUGCUGUGACUCCUUCUGACAGUUCUGAAAUUGUUUUGGAGGGUGCUGAAGGACAGUAUUCUGGAAUGCAAAUCGGGCAGCUGCAGGAUGAAGAAGAUGAGGCUGCAAAUAUUCUCCAAGAUGAUUCAUCAGAGUCUUUCAGAAAUUCUUCUAUUGCUCUUCAGCAGCCUCACCUGUUGCAAACCAUGAGCCAUAGCAGGCAGCCUUCUGAUAGCAGCGUAGAUAGAUUUACAUCAAAAGAAGAUGCAGCAGAACCUGGUGAUCAUGAAAAUAAGCCCUCCAGGGUAAAGGGAGACAUAGGUCACUAUGCUGAUGAAAAUGCUGCUCCUUUAGUGCACUGUGUUAGGCUUCUGUCAGCAUCUUUUCUACUUACUGGGGAGAAGGGAGCUUUAGUUCCUGAUAGAGAUGUGAGAGUCAGUGUAAAAGCCCUGGCAGUAAGUUGUGUUGGAGCAGCUGUUGCACUUCACCCCGAGUCUUUCUUCAGCAAACUGUAUAGAACACCCCUUGAAGCAAUGGGAGAAGAGUAUGAGGAGCAGUAUGUAUCAGAUAUUCUGAACUACAUUGACCAUGGAGAUCCCCAGGUUAGAGGAGCUACUGCCAUUCUCUGUGGAACAAUUGUCAACUCCAUUCUGAUUAAAUCCCGGUUUGAUGUGGAAAAAUGGCUAAUGAAUAUCAGAAGCUCAACAGGAAAUCUCUUUUCCUUGGUUGACUGCAUACCUCUGUUACAAAAAACACUGAAAGAUGAAUCCUCAGUUACAUGCAAACUGGCUUGUACAGCUGUGAGGCAUUGCAUCAUGAGCUUGUGUAGUAGCAGUUACAGUGAACUAGGUUUACAAUUAAUUGUUGACCUCCUCACACUGAAGAACAGCUCAUAUUGGCUGGUAAGGACAGAACUUCUGGAAACCCUUGCAGAGGUAGAUUUUCGGCUAGUCAGCUUCUUGGAGGGAAAAACUGACAGCUUGCACAGAGGUAUUCAUCACUAUACUGGUCUACUAAAACUUCAGGAGAGAGUGCUUAAUGAUGUUGUAAUAUAUCUACUUGGAGAUGAAGAUCCAAGAGUGAGACAUGUAGCUGCAGCUUCAUUAAUGAGGCUUGUUCCAAAGCUAUUUUAUAACUGUGAUCAAGGACAGGCUGAUCCAGUUGUGGCAGUAGCAAGAGACCAAAGCAGUGUCUACCUGAAACUACUAAUGCAUGAAACACAGCCUCCAUCUCACUUUGCUGUGAGCACUAUCACCAGAACAUACAGAGGUUACAAUAUGCUGCAAAUUCCAACAGAUGUCACUAUAGAAAACAAUCUCUCAAGGGUUAUUGCAGCAAUUUCCCAUGCGUUGACAAUAUCCACUACAAGAGCACUUACAUUUGGCUGCUGUGAAGCUUUGUGUCUUCUCUCCACAACAUUUCCAGUGUGCACCUGGACUGUGGGAUGGCACUGUGGUGUUUCCCAGACAAGUCCCUCAGAUGAAGCUCAGAAGGGCUGCACUAUUGGAAUGGCCGGCAUGGUCCUGUCCCUCCUUUCAUCAGCAUGGUUCCCACUGGACCUCUCUGCACAUCAGGAUGCUUUGAUUUUGACUGGAAAUUUGCUUGCAGCAUGUGCUCCUAAAUGCUUAAAGAAUCCCUGGAGUGGUGAAGAAGAUUCAAACCAAGGUGCUGCAAAGCAGGAGGAACCAUGGCCAGUUCUGGCAGAUCGAGUUCUUGUUUCUUUAGUAGAACAGCUCUUUUCUCAUCUGCUGAAGGUCAUUAAUAUUUGUGCACAUGUAAUGGAUGAUGUUGCUCCUGGCCCAUCUGUAAAGGCAGCGUUACCUUCUCUCACAAACCCACCUUCUCUUAGUCCAAUUCGGAGAAAGGGCAAAGAGAGGGAGUCUGUUGAACAGGCAUCUGUGCCAAUGAGCCCUAAAAAGGGUGGUGAAACAAGUCCAGCUACUAGGCAAACUGAUGCUACUGGGCCUGUUCCAACAAGUAAAUCAUCUUCAGUGGGAAGCUUUUAUCAUCUUCCAUCAUAUCUGAAGUUACAUGAUGUCUUAAAAGCAACCCAUGCUAAUUACAAGGUUACUUUGGAUCUUCAGAACAGUAAUGAAAAGUUUGGAUGCUUCUUACGAUCUGCCUUAGAUGUUCUGUCUCAAAUUUUGGAACUUGCUACUCUUCAAGACAUUGGAAAGUGUGUAGAAGAAAUUUUGGGAUACUUAAAAUCAUGUUUCAACAGAGAACCAACAAUGGCAACAGUUUGUGUACAGCAGUUAUUGAAAACAUUAUUUGGGACAAAUCUAGCUUCUCAGUACGAUGGCUUAUCUUCAAACCCCAACAAAGCUCAAGGCAAAGCUCAACGCUUAGGUUCUUCCAGUUUGAGACCUGGUCUCUAUCAUUAUUGCUUCAUGGCACCAUACACACAUUUUACACAGGCCCUUGCUGAUGCUAGUCUAAGGAACAUGGUUCAGGCUGAGCAGGAACACGAUGCUUCAGGAUGGUUUGAUGUGCUGCAGAAAGUUUCCACGCAGCUAAAAACCAGCAUUACCAGUGCAGCAAAACAUCGUGCUGAUAAGAAUGCUAUUCACAAUCACAUUCGUUUAUUUGAACCCCUUGUCAUAAAAGCAUUGAAACAGUAUACAACAACAACAUCAGUACAGUUGCAGAGACAAGUUCUGGACUUGCUUGCUCAACUGGUUCAGCUUCGAGUUAACUACUGUCUUCUGGAUUCAGAUCAGGUGUUUAUUGGAUUUGUGUUAAAGCAGUUCGAAUACAUUGAAGUAGGACAGUUCAGAGAGUCUGAAGCAAUUAUUCCUAAUAUCUUUUUCUUCCUGGUCUUGCUGUCUUAUGAACGUUAUCAUUCCAAGCAGAUAAUUGGAAUUCCUAAGAUCAUUCAGCUAUGUGAUGGUAUCAUGGCCAGUGGGAGAAAAGCUGUUACACAUGCAAUACCAGCUCUGCAACCCAUUGUUCAUGAUCUCUUUGUGUUAAGAGGAACAAAUAAAGCUGAUGCUGGAAAGGAGUUGGAAACACAAAAGGAGGUGGUAGUGUCAAUGCUGCUGAGACUGAUUCAAUACCAUCAGGUGCUAGAAAUGUUCAUCUUAGUAUUGCAGCAGUGUCAUAAAGAAAACGAAGAUAAAUGGAAAAGAUUGUCACGGCAAAUAGCUGACAUUAUUCUUCCAAUGCUUGCAAAGCAACAGAUGCAUAUAGACUCUCAUGAUGCUCUGGGAGUACUGAACACUUUGUUUGAAAUUUUGGCUCCUUCAUCCCUUCGCCCUGUGGACAUGCUUUUAAGGAGUAUGUUUGUUACUCCUAAAACAAUGGUAUCGGUGAGCACUGUCCAGCUGUGGAUUUCUGGAAUUUUAGCUAUCCUUAGAGUUCUGAUUUCACAGUCAACAGAAGACAUCGUUCUAUCACGUAUACAGGAGCUUUCCUUCUCACCCUAUUUGAUUUCAUGUCAAGCAAUUAACAGACUGAGAUGGGGGGAAAAUAACACAGCCACAUCAGAGGAUCAUACUGAUGCUAAACAGGCUAAAUAUCUGCCUGAAGAGACAUUUUCUAGGUUUUUAUUACAACUGGUUGGCAUUCUACUGGAAGAUAUUGUUACCAAACAAUUGAAAGUGGACAUGAAUGAGCAACAGCAUACUUUCUACUGCCAGGAGCUGGGCACACUGCUUAUGUGUUUAAUACAUAUCUUCAAAUCAGGGAUGUUUAGAAGAAUCACAGCUGCAGCCACCAGGCUUUUUACAGGAGAUGGAUCUGAUGGUAGUUUCUAUACCCUUGAAAGCUUGAGUGACCUCGUUCAGUCCAUGAUUCCCACACAUCCUUCUUUAGUUCUUCUCUGGUGUCAAAUCCUGCUGCUUGUCAAUUAUACCAACUACAACUGGUGGUCAGAAGUUCAUCAAACUCCAAAGAGACACAGUCUUUCUACAACUAAAUUGCUUAGCCCUCAGAUAUCUGGAGACAGUGAUGAGUCAAAUUCAGAAUCUAAGCGAGGCAUGUGCAAUCGAGAGAUAGUGAGAAGAGGAGCACUCAUUCUUUUUUGUGACUAUGUUUGUCAAAACCUACACGAUUCAGAACACUUGACCUGGCUUAUCGUGAAUCAUGUUCAAGACUUAAUUAAUCUGUCCCAUGAGCCUCCAGUACAAGACUUUAUUAGUGCUGUUCACAGGAAUUCAGCAGCCAGUGGUCUCUUCAUCCAGGCCAUUCAAUCCCGGUGUGAGAAUCUUGCAGCUCCCUCAACCCUGAAGAAGACUUUACAGUGCUUAGAGGGAAUACAUCUCAGCCAGUCUGGGGCUGUCUUAACAUUAUAUGUUGAUAAGCUGCUCUGUACUCCCUUCCGUGUGCUUGCUCGCAUGGUUGACACGCUGGCCUGCCGGCGAGUGGAGAUGCUUUUGGCUGCAACUUUACAGAACAGUAUCGCUCAGUUGCCUGUUGAAGAAUUGGAUAGAAUUCAGGAAUACCUUCAAAACAGUGGAUUAGCAACAAGACACCAGAGACUUUACUCGCUCUUGGAUAGGUUUCGUCUUAUGGUAGCACCAGACACAACUAGUCCUUCACCUCUGGUUACCUCACACCCCCUAGAUGGAGAAGACCAUCCAGCUUUAGAAAAUGUGAUUCUAGACAAAGACUGGUAUGUGUCUCUAGUGAGGUCACAGUGUUGCAUCAAGUCUGACUCAGCACUACUGGAAGGUGCAGAGCUGGUAAAUAGGAUUCCUCAGCCUGACCUGAACUCCUUCAUGACCAGCAAGGAGUUCAACCUAAGCUUGUUAGCACCUUGUUUAAGCCUUGGCAUGAAUGAGCUAUCAAGAGACCAAAGGAGUAGCUUCUUUGAAACAGCCCGGAGGGUAACUUUGGAUCAUGUGUCUGCCAUUGUGGAAAACCUUCCUGCCAACCACCAAGUUCUUCAACCGCUAUUGCCAACUGAGCCAUCACCCUACUGGAAAAAACUAAAUGAUAUCUUUGGAGAUGAGGUGCUGUAUCAGUCUAUGAUGACACUGUGUCGGGCACUGGCUCAGUAUUUGUUGUUACUCUCAAAACUACCAUCUGCUCUCCGUGUUCCUUCUGACAAAGAAGAUGAUAUCCUGAAAUUCAUAGUUAUGUCUGUAGAGGCACUCUCAUGGCGUUUAAUGCAUGACCAGAUUCCAUUAAGUAUAGAUCUUGAAGCUGCUCUGGAUUGUUGUUGUCUGACAUUACAGCAUCCCAGUCUUUGGAAUUUGUUGGCUUCUGCAGUUAAUGUGACAUAUGCAUGCUCCCUAAUUAAUUGCAUUAGAUUUAUCAUAGAAGCAGUUGCUGUUGAACCUGGCAAUCAACUUCUUAGUCCUGAAAGAAAGAAGAAUACUUCAAAAGGCUUAAGUGAGGGUGAAGUUGACUCAAACAUACUGAAAACUAAACACAUUACUGCAGCUUGUGAAUUGGUAGCUGAGAUGGUGGAAAGCUUACAGACUGUCUUGGCACUGGGACACAAAAGAAACAGCAGUAUUCCAGCAUUUCUUACUCCUGUCCUCAAGAACAUCAUCAUCAGUUUAGCAAGGCUGCCUCUAGUGAACAGCUACACAAGAGUACCUCCCUUGGUCUGGAAAUUGGGCUGGUCACCAAAGCCUGCAGGUGACUUUGGCACAGUUUUUCCUGAAAUCCCUGUAGAAUUUCUUCAAGAAAAAGAAAUCUUUAAGGAGUUCAUCUAUCGCAUUAAUACUCUCGGAUGGAUCAGCCGUACUCAAUUUGAAGAGACUUGGGCCACUUUGCUUGGUGUGCUUGUAAGUCAACCUAUUGUAAUGGACCAAGAGGAGAACCAACAAGAGGAAGAUACAGAGAGGACCCAAAUUAAUGUUCUUGCAGUACAAGCCAUAACUUCCUUGGUGUUGAGUGCAAUGACAAUACCUGUUGCAGGCAAUCCAGCUGUUAGCUGCUUGGAACAGCAGCCCCGCAACAAAGCUUUAAAAGCUCUGGACACAAGGUUUGGGAGGAAGUUAAGUGUUAUCAGGGGAAUUGUUGAACGGGAAAUCCAAGCAAUGGUGUCUAAGAGAGAUAAUAUAGCUACUCAUCACUUGUACCAAGCUUGGGACCCUGUUCCAUCACUUUCUCCUGCUACUACAGGUGCCCUUAUCAGUCAUGAAAAGCUCUUAUUGCAGAUCAAUACUGAACGAGAAAUAGGAGAUAUGGAUUAUAAACUGGGACAGGUCUCUAUACACUCCAUAUGGUUAGGAAAUAAUAUCACUCCACUGAGAGAAGAAGAGUGGGGUGAGGAUGAAGAAGAUGAGAAUGACAUACCUGUUCCUUCCUCACCACCAACCUCUCCUGUUAACACCAGGAAACACCGUGCUGGUGUAGAUAUACAUUCUUGUUCUCAGUUCUUGCUUGAACUGUACAGUCAGUGGAUCUUACCAUCAAACCCCAGCAAGAGGACACCAGUCAUCCUGAUAAGUGAAGUGGUGCGAUCGCUUCUGGCAGUAUCAGACUUAUUUACAGAAAGGAAUCAGUUUGAGAUGAUGUAUACAACAUUGACAGAACUGCGAAAGGUGCAUCCAUCAGAAGAUGAGAUUCUUGUACAGUAUUUGAUACCAGCCACUUGUAAAGCUGCUGCUGUUCUUGGAAUGGAUAAAGCUGUGGCUGAGCCAGUAAGUCGACUGCUGGAAUCAACCCUAAGAAGCACCCACAUGCCAAGUCGGAUUGGAGCUCUGCAUGGAAUUCUUUAUAUCCUUGAGUGUGACUUGCUUGAUGAGACAGCAAAGCAACUCAUUCCAAUUAUCAGCGAGUAUCUACUCUCCAAUUUGAGAGGAGUAGCACAUUGUGUGAAUAUCCAUAACCAACAGCACAUUUUGGUAAUGUGUGCAGCUGCUUUCUAUUUGAUUGAGAAUUACCCACUUGAUGUAGGGCCUGAAUUCUCUGCAGGAAUUAUACAGAUGUGUGGAGUCAUGGUGUCUGGGAGUGAUGAGUCAACACCAUCAGUUAUUUAUCACUGUGUCCUGAGAGGAUUAGAACGACUCCUUCUCUCAGAGCAGCUUUCCAGGCUGGAUAGUGAAUCCCUAGUUAAACUGAGUGUUGACAGAGUGAAUGUGCAGAGUCCCCACAGAGCAAUGGCAGCACUUGGAUUAAUGCUGACUUGCAUGUACACAGGAAAGGAAAAAAUCAGCCCGAGUCGUAACACAGAUGUAAAUCCUGCUGCUCCUGACAGUGAAUCUGUGAUUGUAGCUAUGGAACGAGUAUCUGUCCUUUUUGAUAGGAUCAGGAGGGGAUUUCCUUUUGAAGCUAGAGUGGUGGCUCGGAUCCUUCCACAGUUCCUUGAUGACUUUUUCCCUCCACAAGAUGUAAUGAAUAAAGUUAUUGGAGAAUUUCUAUCCAAUCAGCAACCUUAUCCGCAAUUCAUGGCAACUGUAGUUUAUAAGGUAUUUCAGACACUACAUAGCACUGGACAGUCCUCAAUGGUCCGUGACUGGGUGAUGCUGUCUCUCUCUAACUUUACACAAAGAACACCUGUGGCAAUGGCAAUGUGGAGUCUUUCCUGUUUUUUUGUCAGUGCUUCCACCAGUCAAUGGAUUUCAGCAAUUCUUCCACACAUUAUCAGCAGGAUGGGAAAAUCUGAGCAAGUGGAUGUUAACAUCUUCUGUUUGGUGGCCAUAGACUUUUACCGGCACCAAAUAGAUGAAGAGUUGGAUCGCAGGGCAUUCCAGUCAGUGUUUGAGGUGGUGGCAUCUCCAGGAACUCCCUAUCAUCGCCUCCUCACUUGUUUGCAGAAUGUCCACAAGGUCACAGCAUGUUGAACACCCUGAAAUGUAAUGGAACUGCAUGACUAGCCUUGGAAUCUGGUAUGAAUUUUAUGGAAUGCAAGAUCAAGAAAGUGUCUGGGGUUGCAUUUGUGAUAAAUAUGGACCUGUCCGUUUCACUUCCAGAAUGCAUGGACAAAUGCUCUGCAGCACUGGAAAUCACCUGAAAAAUCUAGCAUAGUUCUUGUUCUUGACACCAGGCACCUGUGAGGGGAAAGAAGUACAUCAUUGUUUUUCAAGUCAAGUGGGAUUAACCUGAGACACAUUUACAAACUGUAAAAUACAAGCAAUUGCUACAUGCAGGGUAACUGGUAUUUCUCUUCUUCCUAAUGUUCAGCUGCAGCUGGAACAGUAUUGCAGCUGGUAACUGACAGAGACACUCUUAUUGCAAGCUGCAGUCAUUAGCAACUUCAUCAUUUUAUGUACCUGUAUAUACUGUUGUGUAGUACAGAAUAGAAAUUAUUUCCUAAUGUCUCUCCCAAACAAGGAAAAGAGAAAAUAGCUUUCAUGAGUUACACUUCCAGCAUGUAAUUCCUGUCUCCAGACUUUCUGAUAUCCUGUGGUGUAUGUGUUGGUGGCAUUGGAGAUCUAGUGCACAUACCUAACCGGACAUUUUUCUUUUUUCUUCUCAGGAUUUAAAAUUUGAGUACAGUAUAUCAGUAAAAUUAAUUUUAAUUUAAAUAUUUCUAUAUCAUGUACAGUAUGUAAAAUUGUAAGAUGUGCGGUGCAUGAACUGUGCUGUAAUUUGAGAUGAACAGAAGCCAUGCAACUGAAUGUCUUGACGUCUGUAUUGUUCUCAUGGUUUUUCCCUUGUGCUUGAAUUCAUGUUCCUUUUGAAAAUCCAUCUUACUGUACAGAUUACAUCUUGUUUUGCAUCUCACCUUUUCUUAAAGUGCUUUAAAACUGGAAUAUGUUGAUUAAUUUGUCUUGAGAAACAGUAAUAAGGAGGCAUUCUUGUGACCCACUUUACUAUAGUUUUCAUUGGAAUUCCUUUAUUUUGAGACACAGCAGUAAAAGAGAGGACUAGUUACUAGGAUCAGUCUUUAACUUAAGAAAAUGCUCUUACCUGCUGCACAGCAUUUUAAGAGACAAAAUGGUGCAAGAUCCCUAGUAGUCAAAACCAUUUGAGCUUUCCUAACUGAGGCCACGGAGUCAUCUGGAUUCAAGCCACUCAUUUCAACAAAUUAAUGAUGGUAAUUAAGAAUCAGAAGGCUGCUUAUAGUCUACUUUGGAACUGGCUUUGGUGGUAGAUUACCUGUAUGGUGUUAUUACCUGUUGUAUACAUAAUGCUUUAGGCACAAACACAAUACACAUGUCCACAAAUUUUAGGACACUACACAGGGCCAGAUUUAGCUUUUACUUGCCACCCGUGCAUCUAGCACAAUUUACCUUGGUUCUCAGUCAGUCACAUGCUAUAUUUAACCUCUCUUCAUUUUCUUGUCACACCUUUUGGUGACACUCGGAAAAAUGAGAUGGUGUUGUCAGGAGGAGCAUGUACUGUAUGUAUUUCUGUAUAUAUUGUAUAUGUUGAAAUUAUACACAUGUGAGAACAUUUAUUGUAUACAGAUGUGUAUAUUUGUAUUUAUUAAAACCCCUGUAUUUAAACUAAUUUCAACGUAGACCAAAAAUUGUUGCUUCUGCCCAUAAAUUGGUUACAAAGGAAUUAUCUGCUGGUGUCACUUCCUCUUAUGGUAGAUGAAACCAAUGGUAUGGGCAGUAGAAACAACUGAUGUAGAUGUUGCUGUAUUUAGCACUCUGCAGAUCUUACUAUCUAGAGCAUUUAUUUCUGCCCUUAGCUGGGUUACUCUUCUUUCUUGGGCCACAGCACUGUGGUGGUUUUUAAAAGAAACUGAACAGGACUUCAGGAAAAGGUUUAAUAAAAUAGAUACUGUUUGAAAGUUUUUGAGCUAUAUUUGGAAAUUAUCAUAAUUCUGGUAAGAAACUAAUUCAAGGCAGUGAGAUGUAAUGCCCUGUGCUUUCAUUAAGGGCAGUAUAGAUCACUCUUCCCUUUUGUAACCACCAGUAAUCAUUUUGUACUGUAAACCCACACACCAGUCAGUUUUUGUAUGAUAUAUAGUUUAAGUGAAGAUAUUUUUGUAAGCUAUUUUCCAAAAUUUAAAUAGAUUUUAGUAUAUUUUUAAAACAUCAAAUUAGUCAUUCUCACCAUAUAACAGUGUAUGUUGUGUUACAAACUGUUAAAUUCUUCAUUGUUUUAAGCUCCUCAUGAUUAACACAGAACAGCUGGUUACUUUAUCUUGGGAUAAUGGGAGCUAGCCCCUUUCUCAAACUUACCAAACAAAUAUGGAGCUUGCCACGGAAUCUUUGAAGCCAGUGAAGGAAUACAUUGAUUUAAGCAGUCAGCAUGGCUGGAUGAAAAACACCCUUCCCUCAAAAUCCCAUUGAUGCCUUCAGGCAAACAUUUGUGGUACCUAUUUCUAGUCAAGCUUUAGAGCUGACGCAGUUGGUUCCAACCUCAUGCAGAUUUACUGGUAUUACCAACUCCAUCUGUUUUAAUUCUUCCUGCAGGUUUGUCAUAGUAUGCCUCCUGAAACAUGUCCCAAGCAUGUAAAGAAGGGCGUAUAUCCUCUUAGGAAAUUCUCAUUGAACUGAAGGGAGUGUAACUUAAGGGUCUUCCUGUUGUGUGUGCACACAGCAGUAGUGCUUCAAAUCUCACAUUUCACUGGCAGCAGACUUCUGUCUCCUUCCUAGACACACUUUAUCCACCCUCAUUUCUGUAUUGAAAUCAUAUUUAAAAUCAUUCCUUCCUGCCUCUACUGACAAGAGCCCAGGGGUAUGGGAUAGGGACAGUAACAGCAAUACAGUGGCUACUAAGAAAAGAUGAUGUUGGAUUAUCAAAAAAAAAACAAAAUCUAAAAAAUCACUGAGAUUGACUUAAGGCAAAGUUUUAUUUCACAGAAAAUUUUUAACUUGAUAUAGACAGAAAGCUAAUUCAGAAAAUCAGGCUGUUAAGGUUUUCAUUGUGAACAGGUUAGAAAUAUGUUUUGUCUUCAGACUUAUGUUUCAUUUGGUGUCCUGGCUAACCAAAGCAGUUUCUUUAAUGUGCUCUGCAGUGGAGCUGGCUACGUUACACUGUUGAAGGAUUGGAGGUAUGGCAUGGCUGGGAGUAGGCUUAAGAUGGGUUAAUGUUUAAAACUUCAUUUAUUAUUCAGCUGUCAAAGAACCUGCUUUACUGAAUCUAAAAUGUGGCCCUCCUUUGAGAACUAGUUAGCCAUGUGUAGUUUUGAGGCCCAUUAAAAAAGUCUGAUUGCAUUUCAUGCCCACUUCCUUGCCCAGGGUACAAGAGUAAAGAUUUGGAAACUGCGACCACUCUUGAAGCAGUUCUUAUUUGUGGGAUUCAAAGUAUUUUCUUUACUACUUAAGAUCAUCGCCAGUUGAAAUUAUGCCCAUUGCCACUGAGUUUAUUUAAAUCUUCUCUAAAGUGUAUUUUCAGAUAUCAUUUCUUGCCUAGAGCAUCUAGUAAAUGACUGUGUAUUACUUUUGCUUUAGUAGGAAUGUGUGCUCAGCACCAAGAUACUGCUCAUUUCUUAACCACCAACAGCAUUCCUAAAGCACUGAGUAAUGGAUGAACAGAUUUAGAUCAAAGUGAGAAACAAAUUGAACCUUUUGGGUUAAAAGUUAUUUGUUGAUACUUAGUAGGUUUGCCUUAAAAGCAUUCUGUCUUUCCAUUCUCGUUUUUAAAUGGCUGUUAACUUUAUAUAGCAGAUAAGGAGGUUGUGUCAAAAAUACUGCAAAGACUGUCACUGUUCUCAUGUCUUGAGAUUUCAUGGACCUGUCAUGGCUAAGCAUUUAUGCUUACUAAAACAAAAAAAAAAGGGUAUAAUGAGCAAUAAAUACAGCAAUAAGUAUAAUUAAAUUUGGUCAUUCAACAUCUUACACAGUGGUUGAAAGUGAUGGGGUGGGAGAAAAAAAGGUAACUGAUUCAAGUACAUCCAUUUCAUGAAGCAGACUUCUUCCAUGUACAAUCCCAACUGAACAUUCUACUAAAGGUAGAAAUCAACUAAGUGACAAGGGCAGGUGCUUUGCUCUUCUACUUUAAAAAGUAUUUUGGUUAUAAGAAUACAACUGAUGAAUGUUAGAACAAAGUACUUUGGUACUAUUUAGGUAGGUUAGUUAUUUUAAAGUGAAAGCAAGCAACUGUAAGAACUAGAAUAAGCAAUGUAGCAAAAUUUUGGGGAAGUCUGAUGUGCUAAUUUUACAUAUUACUGAGAUUUCAGGUGAACUCUUUGUGCAUGCUACCUUAAAAUCUCCAUUAAAAAUUGUGAGAAUCCCACAGUCAUACCCAGAAGAGCUGCUAUUGUAUGUCAAGCUUCUGCUAUAUGCAAUUUAACUGGGUAUAAAUGCUGCAGAGCAUUUGUGAAGCAUGUGCUGGUUUUGUCACGUGCAUUUUGGGUGCACUUAUCAUUCCCAUCAGUUUGUGUGUGCAUUACCAUGGAGCUGGGUCAGCUGAAGAAGGAUAAGGUAAACCACGUGUGACAUGCACCCUGUGCUGGUGUCUUCUGGAGUUUGAGGGCAAUGACGAGCGAAAGCUUGGAGCCCCGGCCACAAAAGCAAUUGUACUCAAAGGAAAAGGAGAGCAUAUGAUUUUAGAUGUAUGUUUUAAGUUUUUAAAAAAUAAUGCUGAAAAUACUGCACAUUGAAAUGAAAAGUGAAAAUAAAAUAUAACUUAC
Molecule: messenger RNA, 14212 nt
Organism: Calypte anna (Anna's hummingbird)
Lineage: Eukaryota; Metazoa; Chordata; Aves; Apodiformes; Trochilidae
Gene: HTT
Product: huntingtin
Exons: 67
Coding region: 231-9521 (3096 amino acids)
Cellular component (GO): cytoplasm; nucleus
Source: RefSeq, a predicted model, not a curated record